Messenger RNA from Ochotona princeps (American pika), 1528 nucleotides. Its product is annotated as stress-induced-phosphoprotein 1-like. The transcript has a single exon. The record is from RefSeq and is a predicted model, not a curated record. The annotation marks the transcript as partial. NCBI's taxonomy places the organism in Eukaryota, Metazoa, Chordata, Mammalia, Lagomorpha, Ochotonidae. Gene Ontology annotation, molecular function: Hsp90 protein binding.
UACUUCAAUCCGUUCAACGUGCCCAACCUCUACCAGAAGUUGGAGAACGACCCCAGGACCAGGCCGCUCCUCAACGACCCCAGCUACCGGGAGCUGAUCGAGCAGCUACGGCACAAGCCAGCCGACCUGGGCAAGAAACUGCAAGACCCUCGGAUCAUGACCACCCUCAGUGUCCUGCUUGGUGUGGAUCUGGGCAGCAUGGAUGAGGAAGAGGAGGCGGCCGCCACACCCCCUCCGCCCCCGUCCCCCAAGAAGGAGCCCAAGCCAGAGCCCAUGGAGGAAGACCUCCCGGAAAACAAGAAGCAGGCCCUCAAGGAAAAGGAGUUGGGCAAUGAUGACUACAAGAAGCAAGACUUUGACACGGCCUUGAAUCACUACGACAAAGCCAAGGAACUGGACCCCACCAACAUGACUUACAUCACCAACCAAGCUGCGGUGUACUUUGAGAAGGGCGACUACAACAAGUGCCGGGAGCUGUGCGAGAAGGCCAUCGACGUGGGCCGCCAGAACCGGGAAGACUACCGACAGAUCGCCAAAGCUUACGCUCGAAUCGGCAAUUCCUACUUCAAGGAGGAGAAGCACAAGGACGCCAUUCACUUCUACAACAAGUCCCUCGCCGAGCACCGCACGCCGGACGUGCUCAAGAAGUGCCAGCAGGCAGAGAAGAUCCUGAAGGAGCAGGAGCGGCUGGCCUACAUUAACCCCGACCUUGCCUUGGAGGAGAAGAACAAAGGCAAUGAGUGUUUCCAGAAAGGGGACUACCCCCAGGCCAUGAAGCAUUACACGGAAGCCAUCAAACGGAACCCCCGCGAUGCCAAGUUGUACAGCAAUCGAGCUGCCUGCUACACCAAGCUCCUGGAGUUCCAGCUGGCACUCAAGGACUGCGAGGAAUGCAUCCAGCUGGAGCCGACCUUCAUCAAGGGCUACACACGGAAAGCAGCUGCGCUAGAGGCCAUGAAGGACUACACGAAGGCCAUGGACGUCUACCAGAAGGCAUUGGACCUGGACUCGAGCUGUAAGGAGGCAGCAGACGGCUACCAGCGCUGCAUGAUGGCCCAGUACAACCGCCACGAUAGCCCCGAGGACGUGAAACGCCGGGCCAUGGCUGACCCCGAGGUGCAGCAGAUCAUGAGUGACCCAGCCAUGCGGCUCAUCCUGGAGCAGAUGCAGAAGGACCCCCAGGCCCUCAGCGAACACCUGAAGAAUCCCAUCAUUGCACAGAAGAUCCAGAAGCUGAUGGACGUGGGGCUCAUUGCCAUCCGGUGAUGACGUUGGCGUCCCCCCUUCUGUUGUCGCCCUCCUGUGGAAACAGCUGGGACCGUGGCAGGAAACAGGGCGGAGAGGAAGGGGGGAGAGAGCAGCUCAUCCAUGUUUGGGCCCAUGCGGAAGAGACUCACCACGCGUGUUGCCCACCAGCCGCCGCCUCUGGCCCACCCAGCACACGCAUGGUCUCGACAUCACCGUCCCCGAGUUCGUGUCUCCUUCCCCUGGCCCCAGUUGCUGUCUCAGCUGCUCUCCCAUAGUUGGU